Gekko japonicus is the source of this 1526-nucleotide messenger RNA. RefSeq names its product focal adhesion kinase 1-like. The record is from RefSeq and is a predicted model, not a curated record. The coding region runs from base 329 to 676 and encodes 115 amino acids. Gene Ontology annotation, biological process: protein phosphorylation; signal complex assembly. The transcript is spliced from 7 exons. NCBI's taxonomy places the organism in Eukaryota, Metazoa, Chordata, Lepidosauria, Squamata, Gekkonidae. Gene Ontology annotation, molecular function: protein tyrosine kinase activity. Gene Ontology annotation, cellular component: focal adhesion.
CCUUCAGAAGCCUGACGUGCGGCUCUCCAGAGGCAGCCUCGAUCGAGAAGACGGGAGCCUCCAGGGUCCGGCCUCUAACCAGCAUAUUUAUCAGCCUGUGGGUAAACCAGAUCAUUCUGCCCCACCAAAGAAACCGCCUCGCCCCGGAGCUCCUGGCCACCUGGGUAGCCUCGCCAGCCUCAACAGCCCCGUGGACAGCUACAAUGAGGGGGUCAAGCCAUGGCGGAUUCAGCCUCAAGAGAUCAGCCCUCCCCCAACGGCCAACUUGGAUCGGUCCAAUGACAAGGUGUACGAGAACGUCACUGGCCUGGUGAAGGCGGUCAUCGAGAUGUCCAGCAAGAUCCAGCCAGCUCCACCAGAGGAGUACGUCCCCAUGGUGAAGGAGGUUGGUUUAGCGCUAAGAACUCUGCUGGCAACUGUAGAUGAGACCAUCCCAGUACUCCCAACUAGUACUCACAGGGAGAUUGAGAUGGCUCAGAAGCUCUUGAACUCAGACCUGGCUGAACUCAUCAACAAGAUGAAGCUGGCUCAGCAGUACGUCAUGACCAGCCUGCAGCAGGAGUACAAAAAGCAGAUGCUCACAGCGGCUCACGCUCUGGCCGUGGAUGCCAAAAACUUGCUGGAUGUUAUCGACCAGGCCAGGCUAAAAUCCAUCGGCCAGUCCAGGCCCCACUAGAGGCGGAGGCGUCUGCGUCGCGUGCUUGAGAAAGAGGCGCCCUCGCCAGGAGAGCCACCAUCCGGCAGAAACGAGGGGUGGUCUCUGCGUGGUCCUGGGUUCCGAGCAAUUCCCAUCCUGCUUAACUGAACGGCACACCUGUCGGCUCUCUUCUCUUUUCCUCAUACUUUUAAAGCAAGGGUUUGUUUUAAAAUAAUCCACAAUGCCAAGGAAGGUCUGAGAUCCAGAAAAAAUUAAAAAAGCAGUUUUCACGGAACUCUGUACGGACGCCUGAACGGUGGAAACCAAUUUGAAAUGUUUUUGCAUCACAUGGAAUGUGAAUCACUUAAAUUUCUUUGUAAAAGAAAAAGAGAAAAAGCCUCAGAUCUAGAACGACCCAAGCGGCAGAGCUGAGCUAGAUAUUGUGAAGAAUUCUGGGAAACCUCAGGGCUGAGAAUUCUUGCCUGCAAUAUAUGCGGACUGUCCAUACUGGAAUACUUUUUUUAUUAGAACACUUAAUGCCACAAAAAAAUGCUAAUCACAAUUUACAGAGAAAGAAGAUUAAAAAAAAAAGCUAUAUUUUCAAAGCGUCAGUCAUCAACUAAAGUCCUCUUCAUCUGUUUCCCUCCCCGCCCAUUUCAUGUGGAUGUGUGAACCAUUGGGUCAGAACCGUAGCCAUAGAAACAGAGAACUUGGUCUCUCUUCAACCAGAAUAACGUGCCAGUUUUUGUAGCAUUGUUAUUUUUCCUUGGAAGCAAAAAACAAACAAACAGAAAAGCUGCUUUGUACCAGAGCAACUCAAGAGCUGCAUUUAGAAGGAAAAGAAAGUUCUGUAACCAUACAUGUUCCCCAUUUUUAUAUAAUUUAUAAA